AUGGCUUUGGUAGCAUAUAAGCUUGAUCAAGAUGUUGAAUCCGAUGACCUGGAAGAGGAGCUAAAAGACAUAAUAGAGAAAACAUGUCACUUAAGGAAAAACACAAAUAUGUUUAACAAGAUUCAUGACAUGAUAAAAGUUAAGAGAAAACAUUCCAAUGUCUCAUAA
Dovyalis caffra is the source of this 168-nucleotide messenger RNA. The record is from the annotation of a GenBank genome assembly. Lineage: Eukaryota; Viridiplantae; Streptophyta; Magnoliopsida; Malpighiales; Salicaceae.